Racocetra persica is the source of this 549-nucleotide messenger RNA. Lineage: Eukaryota; Fungi; Glomeromycota; Glomeromycetes; Diversisporales; Gigasporaceae. The record is from the annotation of a GenBank genome assembly.
AUGGUAGAAUUUUUAGAAAAAGUUGGUACUGAGUUUGUAAACUACAUCUCGGGUGAUAAAUCAUCACCUGCGGAUGUUCCAAGGAUCUUUCGUUAUGGAUCAUUCGCUGAGGUUAGAGAAAAAGCUUUCGCGAAAUGGUAUGUCAAUGGCAAAGACUACUUUCAUGCUGUUUCGGAGGCCAUCUCUAAUGCUGAACAUGAAAUCUUCAUCGAAGAUUGGUGGCUUUCUCCUGAAUUGUUUUACAAUGUGAUUGAAAUAUUUCCAAAACUCGAGUUCCCGAAUUUCAUUCCCAAAGAACAUAAUGCCGGCAGAUAUCUUCGUAGACCUCCUUAUAAGAAUGAAGAGUGGCGGCUUGAUAGACUUCUUAAGAGAAAGGCGAAGCAAGGCGUAAAAAUUUAUGUUGUCCUUUACAGGGAGCUGGAACAAGCCUUAACUUUAAACUCGAAACAUAGCAAAAAAGUAUUAAUAGAAGAAAUGGAUGGAAAUAUUCUUGUACAAAGACAUCCUGAUCAUGGAAUUGAUGGUACUUUCUUUUGGGCGCAUCAUGAG